Molecule: messenger RNA, 1030 nt
Organism: Telopea speciosissima
Lineage: Eukaryota; Viridiplantae; Streptophyta; Magnoliopsida; Proteales; Proteaceae
Product: probable phosphopantothenoylcysteine decarboxylase
Exons: 3
Coding region: 199-855 (218 amino acids)
Biological process (GO): coenzyme A biosynthetic process
Cellular component (GO): phosphopantothenoylcysteine decarboxylase complex
Molecular function (GO): phosphopantothenoylcysteine decarboxylase activity; FMN binding
Source: RefSeq, a predicted model, not a curated record
AUUCACUUCAGCCAUUGCAAUUUUAUUUGUACCGAUUUCUGAUCGUCUGUGGCACUAAAUACCUUUUGCAAAGCCUUUCACUAUCGUUGUGAAGAAGAUAAAAAGUACUAAGCAACUAAAGACAAAGGUUCUCAUUGCGGGUGACACCAAACGUGCCGUUUAUGAGCUACCAUUGAAACAUGUGUUGGAUUUACGGUUAUGGCCCAUGUGGAACCAAUUGUUAGUUCAGAAAGGGAACCGAUACAGUAUAGUGCAGUUCCUGGGAAGCCCCGAAUUUUAUUAGCUGCAAGUGGAAGUGUAGCUGCAAUAAAGUUUGGGAGUCUGUGUCACUCUUUUUCUGCAUGGGCAGAAGUUAGAGCAGUUGCCACCAAGGCAUCUUUACACUUCAUUGAUAAAGCAUCACUUCCUAAGGAUGUUGUUCUUUACAGUGAUGAGGAUGAAUGGUCCAGUUGGAAGAAAAUUGGAGACAAUGUGCUUCAUAUUGAGCUCCGCAGGUGGGCUGAUGUCAUGGUUAUUGCACCUUUGUCAGCGAAUACACUUGGCAAGAUCGCUGGGGGCUUGUGUGACAACCUCUUGACAUGCAUAGUUCGAGCCUGGGACUUUGGUAAGCCGCUUUUUGUUGCACCAGCGAUGAAUACCUUUAUGUGGAACAAUCCUUUCACACAACAGCAUCUUGAUUUAAUCAGCAAGCUUGGUAUUUCACUGAUUCCUCCGAUCACUAAGCGAUUGGCUUGUGGGGAUUAUGGCAAUGGUGCAAUGGCAGAACCUUCUGUCAUCUACUCUACUUUGAUGCUCUCUUUGGAAUCACUAGCACAAGCAACUGGUGGUAAUGGUCUAGAUUUAGCUGCGUUAUAGAUUGACAGUAUAAUGAAAUAACCAGAACAUAGUGGCUGUUGUAACAAUAUGUACCCAAGCUCAGUAAUUUGUUUCUGGAUAGAGUUCCCUUCACCCAAGGUGACGAGAAAAUCUCUUAAUCCAUGGGAUCUGACCCUCCAAUUGGAUGACUGAGAGAGGGUAUUUUGGACCAUUA